This is a messenger RNA of Dibothriocephalus latus, 1044 nucleotides long. The record is from the annotation of a GenBank genome assembly. NCBI's taxonomy places the organism in Eukaryota, Metazoa, Platyhelminthes, Cestoda, Diphyllobothriidea, Diphyllobothriidae.
AUGGGAGUUCCAGCCUUCUUUAGAUGGCUCAGUCAAAAGUAUCCGUCCAUCGUACAACACUGUGUGGAGAAACACGGACAGAUCAUAAAUGAUGAUGGUGAUCGAGCCCCAGUAGAUCUCACCGAACCAAACCCCAAUGGCGAGGAGUUCGACAAUCUUUAUCUAGAUAUGAACGGUAUAAUUCAUCCCUGCACUCACCCCGAAAAUAAACCCGCACCGAAGAAUGAGGCCGAGAUGUUUGUUGCCAUCUUCGAGUACAUGGAUCGCCUGUUCGCACUCAUUCGACCACGUCGUCUCCUGUACAUGGCCAUUGACGGUGUUGCACCGAGAGCGAAAAUGAACCAACAGCGCUCUCGACGUUUUCGUGCUGCUAAGGAGUCCCACGAUAAGCAGCUGACAAUUGAACGUUUGCGCGCCGAACUAUUAGCUAAAGGCGCCAGUCUGCCGCCGCCCAAGGGUGCGUCUGAACAUUUUGAUUCCAACUGCAUUACUCCGGGAACCCCCUUCAUGGACAGACUCGCGAUAGCACUGCGCUAUUACGUGUAUGAACGUCUUAACAGCAACCCUGCCUGGAAGAAUUUACAGGUCAUUCUCAGCGACUCGAACGCGCCAGGAGAGGGCGAGCACAAAAUUAUGGAUUUUAUUCGUCGCCAACGCCAGUCCCCUACGCACGACCCGAACACGCGUCAUUGUUUGUGUGGAGCCGACGCUGAUCUGAUCAUGCUUGGCCUGGCUACGCAUGAGCCUCAUUUUACAAUUAUACGUGAGGACCUGGAGAUUCGUGAGGGUGCAAUUGACCGUCUGAUCGAAUUGUACAAGUCUACAGUCACAGACGCCGAUGGUUGGCUGACUGAUAGUGGUCACGUGCACCUUGACCGCGUGCAGACAAUCCUAACCGAGUUGGGCAAGGUGGAGGAUGAGAUCUUUAAGUCACGCCGCGAGAGUGAACUCUCCUUCCGGGAUCGCAAGAAGCGUCAGAACGAAAGAGGCUACGGACGCCCUGGCAACGGCGGACGACCACAGCGCGCCUCCUGGACUCCGCCU